AAUAUAAAAUGAUGAAAAAUAAUGAAAAAUAAUGAAAAAUAAUAAAAAAUAAUAAAAAAUAAUGAAAAAUAAUAAAAAAUAAUAAAAAAUAAUAAAAAAAUCACAUACAAACUAUUACAUUCUCAAUCAGCACAUUUAUAAUGGAAAACAAACUAAUCUUAUACCCAUUUUCAAAAAGAUUCAGCUCAUAUUUACAAGCAAGAGAUUAUGUUAAAUUCGACUACUCUUAUUUAAAUAAUUGCAUAUUCAUCGAAAAAUCUCACAACCAAUCGUUCACCAUCAAAUACUUUUCCUGCUCUUACUCAGUUAAAAAAAACCACAAUUGCAAUGUUCAAAUCAAAAUUUUUCUAAACCAAAAAAAUGGCUACUAUUAUCUCAUAACUAUCAAUAAUAAAAACGUUCAUAAUCAUCCUUUAAACCAAAAUGAUUUGAAAGUUAUCUUAUUAAAUUACAAUUACCAUAAUAACAUUAACAUUAACAAUCAUUAUAAUUACAACAACCACAUCAAUAUUACUAAUAAUAAUAAUAAUAAUGAUAAUGAUAAUGGCAAUAAUGACGAUAACAACAAUAACAAUAAUAGCGAUAUAAAUCAAAUUAAUGAUCUUCAAUUUUUCUUGGAUCAGAAUUAUAUCUCUUUCUUAUUAUCCUCUUUUCUAAAUUUAAAUCCAAUCUCCAUUUUAAAUGAUAUCAAUAACACCAAUCAAGAUAAUAAUAAUAACAAUAAUAAUAAUAAUAAUAAUGAUAAAAUUUCACUAUCUCAUAUAAUCUCUUUCAUUGACCACUUUAAAUCAAACAACUACCACAAUUUACCCUUGUUAAAGCAGCUUUGUUUCAAAUACUUUUACAACUUGUCAUAUUUCGAAGAAAAGACCAUUCUAAUCCAACAAAAUCUAUUGAACAACAUCAACAUCAAUAACAUCAACAACGCCAUCAACAAUAGCAUAAUAAUCCACAAUAAUUCCCUAAACAACCUAAACAGUUCAACCCAUUCAAGAAACUCUUCAACAACUUCUCUUCCUCACACUUACUCUCUCGAAUCCCCAAACCUAUCCAACUCCAACCCAAUCAACCCAAUCGAAUCCUCUUUUCCUCUUCGAAAUAUAGACUUGAACACAAACAACAGUCUCUUUGCUUCAAACAGCAAUCAAAACCAAUUUUCCAACGUAAAUACCUUCAGCAACAACAGCCAAAAUAACCUUAACAACACAUUCAACAACUACGACUUUUCCCAUCUAUAGCCUCUUUCUCUCGUUGCCAAUUAAAUCCAUUCUUCUUAUAUAACCUUUUCUUUAUUCUCAAACCAAUUCUGUUCACUUCUGUUCAUUUCUUAUGUAUAUAUUGCCAUUGUUUUCCAUUCCCAUUCCCACUUCGUCUCUUCUUCUCCUUCCUCAUCUU
Ascoidea rubescens DSM 1968 is the source of this 1395-nucleotide messenger RNA. RefSeq lists its product as uncharacterized. The transcript has a single exon. The record is from RefSeq and is a predicted model, not a curated record. The coding region runs from base 141 to 1238 and encodes 365 amino acids. NCBI's taxonomy places the organism in Eukaryota, Fungi, Ascomycota, Saccharomycetes, Ascoideales, Ascoideaceae.